This is a messenger RNA of Triplophysa rosa, 1186 nucleotides long. It is a transcript of the gene aprt, whose product is annotated as adenine phosphoribosyltransferase. The transcript is spliced from 5 exons. Gene Ontology annotation, cellular component: cytoplasm. The record is from RefSeq and is a predicted model, not a curated record. Gene Ontology annotation, biological process: adenine salvage; AMP salvage. Lineage: Eukaryota; Metazoa; Chordata; Actinopteri; Cypriniformes; Nemacheilidae. Gene Ontology annotation, molecular function: AMP binding; adenine phosphoribosyltransferase activity; adenine binding. The coding region runs from base 54 to 587 and encodes 177 amino acids.
UUGGCGCUCAACUCAUCCGGUGUCGAAGUCCAAAAUCCCGCAGCGCGUGAACGAUGGCAGAGAAACGGGACCUGAUCGUCCGGUGCAUCAGAACUUUCAACGAUUUCCCAACGAAAGGGAUUCCGUUCAAGGAUAUUUUUCCCAUCCUGAAGAAUCCACAGGCUCUGACUGCUGUCAUAGAUCUGUUUGAGGAAUAUGUGAGAAACACACACCCUCAGGUGGAUCUUAUAGUGGGACUUGAUGCUCGAGGAUUCUUGUUCGGGCCGCUGCUGGCUCAGAGAUUAGGGAUAGGAUUUGCUCCCAUCAGAAAGAAAGGGAAGCUGCCCGGGCCCACGAUAUCAGUCUCUUACAGUCUGGAGUAUGCAAAGGCUGAGGCGGAGAUGCAAGAAGAUGCCGUGUCUGCAGGACAGAAGGUCCUGAUCAUAGAUGACCUGUUGGCCACGGGCGGAACCCUGCAGGCAGCGUAUGAGCUGGUGAAACAGCAGCAGGCCGAGGUUCUGGCCUGUCUGGUGGUGGUUGAACUCAAGUAUCUCAAUGGAGCCGACAAACUGAAAACAACCACUGUGUUUUCUCUUGUACAAUACUGAGAGCAAAGUUAUUCUAGCGUUAGUCCAUAUUGUACAGAUGCGUUUUUUUCUAUAAUGUUUCAGUUAAUGUGCAGCUGUAAGCAUUUGUUUGUGUGACCACGAGGUGAGAAUUUUCAGAAGCUUUGCAACAAUCGCAUACAAUUUUACUGGAAGCAACUGGCUGAAAAAAUACUUUUCCAAAUGCAGAAAUGCAGAAACUCCUCAGAAGUAGAAUCAAGCAGGAAGUACUGCAUUUUGGCAACAUGUUUUUAAUUUUCCUGUGCGAUUGUAAUGUAAAAGAUGUAGAGCUACAAAGGUGCCUUGUGUGUACAAAACUCAUGAAGUUACAUCAUUGUUUGCAUGAACUUAUUUUUUUGUUUAUUGUACAUUUUGAAGCACGCUGUCAAACUCGAACAUCUUGUUGACCUGAGAUUUACAUUUUUACAGAUGCAAAAUGUGCAAGAUCUUCCCAGACCUCGACAUUUACACCAACAGAAAUUCCUUCAAUAAAAUCUUCAACGGACAUUAAAAACAGUCUUUUGUAAACACCUAAACUCGGAUCUAACAUGCAAAACUAAAUUUCUCGCAGUCUAAAAGAUCAAAUUCAGGUACGAUCCAGA